AUGUGUCCUUCCAAAAAUUCUCCACCCAAGAAUGACCAAAGUGAAAAUGGAAAGCAAAACCGCAAGUCUUUCAUCCGAAAGUUGACCUUCCGGAGAUCUAUGGGAAAACUUGAACGGAGUUCAAUGGAAGAGUCAGCUAUCUCCAGAUUCAGUAGGAAUUUUUCUCUGAGGAACAUCAAAAGGAAAGAAGAUGAUGACCGUACCAGUAAAGAAAUUGAUGGUAUUCCAAGCAAUGCAGUGGACUGUGAAGGAGAAGAUUAUGUGUACAAAGAACCAAUGUCUGUAAUGCAAAUACAUCAACUUAUUCAGAAGGGACACCUUUUGGAGGCAUUCAGAAACAUCAGCGCUUUGGAAAAAGAACUUCUGGCAGCAAGAGGUGCCAAGAAAUUUGAUGACAAUCCCAAAGAGUACAUUGUGAGGGCCAAGGAUGUUAACAUGCUGUAUGAUUCCGUUUCUAAGGAAAUCCAGCAUAUUGCGGAAGAGAUACUGGAUCUUCCCAAAGGGGACACCCAGGUGUUAACCUCUCUGGUUGCUUUGAUUGAAGAAGAAGAAAAAACUCAUGCUGGGGCUGCAAACAUCGCCGUUCCUUCUGAGCCUGCCUCCUGCCUCGGGUUAGCCAGAAAUUGGAGAGAGCUUUGGGAAAAAACAGUUGCAGAAAGCGUGAAAGCAAGGGUGCUUAAAGUGCCCGUACCAUUCAAGGCAGACAACUCACCUUGGCUUGCAAUGCACCUAGAGCAUCUCGAGAGGCGAAUAACACAAGAUUUGUUGACAGUCAAGCACUGGCUACAGAAAUCCUUUCCCCAGCACUACAAUGUGUGUGACACGUAUCUGAAUGCUUUCCAUGAGGCCCUCUCUUUCCACUUGCAAGGAAUCCUGGAAGGAAACAGCAGCCUGGGAUACAAUGAAUACUAUACGUUGCUAGACUGGAUCAUCAACAGAUACAGCAGUGAAGUCUUCUUAGGACAUCCAGACCUUAAACCCGAAAUGAAAACAGAAGAGCUGCCCAGCUUGUUAACUCCAGGACUAUUGGCCAAACUGAAGAAUGACUGUAUUAAUUCUGUCAAGCAGAAAACCAGGAACUGCUUUGAGAAUAUUCUGAUGCUAGAGAUGAAGGAAAAGUGGGAAUCAGAAGAACAGCCAGAUGCUCCACAAAGCCAGUAUCACUCAUCUCUGUCCCUUGACAUUCAAACGCUCAUUGGAGAACAUAUGAAGACAUCUGGCAACAUAAGCAAAAAGCUGGAGACAGCCGUUCUCGAAGUCAACCUAAAAGAAUUGAUAGAAUUCAUACCGUGCUUUGGGAAAGCAUUUCUGGAAUGGGACAAAGUGAAUGAUCCACCCCAGUCUGUGUCUUUCAUGGUGACCUACAUGAAUAGCUUCCUUGACUUGAGGAUGGGCUUACAAGAAAAUCUCAAGGUCAGCUGUAAAGAACUGGAGAAGACGCUAGAUAAUGAGAUGCUGGAAUGGAGGAAAUAUUUUUUAAAUAAAUUGAGGCUGAAAACAAAGCCAAUGUUCAAGAAGAUUCUAAGCCAAGAAUGGAUCUUGAGCGGUGCUACUCUGGACUCCGUGAUCAUGCGAAUGCUGCUUGUGGUGGAGGAGUUUUUCAAACAGCUCAGCCAUCUGAAGAGCUCCAUGUGCACGGAUUUUCUAAAUGAAGUUCACAAGUACGUGGUCAAGGAAUAUAUCACUCAAACGCUCAAAUCAAAAGGCAGAAUAAAACCAGGCAAACGGAAAGACAUCAGCAAAAUAAUGGCCCAGGAUGCCACAGCCAUCCACAACACCAUGCGACAUCUGGGUUCAAGUUUUAACUGGCUCCAACUGGCCAUUCCAUACAUUGCUACCAUAAUUGGUGAGAAGAAAAAGAACAAAAUCAAAGAUUACAUAGCAAGCUUGUCUGACAGCUAUCCGGAUAUCAGGAAGGAACAUAUCUUGGCCAUCCUUGCUCUCCGAGGGUUAUCACGAAACAAGAGGAACUCAAUAGUUGACUGCAUGGCCAUGGAAGAAUUACAGGUUGAACGCAACAGAACACUCUUUGCUGAAAUUGAGCUUCAAACUACUGUCCAGUGCUUUUAAAAAUGUGCAGAAAUGAAAUGCAAAGCUAACCUUG
Messenger RNA from Varanus komodoensis (Komodo dragon), 2104 nucleotides. RefSeq names its product exocyst complex component 3 like 4 (gene EXOC3L4). NCBI's taxonomy places the organism in Eukaryota, Metazoa, Chordata, Lepidosauria, Squamata, Varanidae. The record is from RefSeq and is a predicted model, not a curated record. Gene Ontology annotation, biological process: exocyst localization; exocytosis. Bases 1 to 2070 code for a protein of 689 amino acids. The transcript is spliced from 11 exons. Gene Ontology annotation, cellular component: exocyst. Gene Ontology annotation, molecular function: SNARE binding.